Messenger RNA from Wyeomyia smithii (pitcher-plant mosquito), 1080 nucleotides. RefSeq names its product growth/differentiation factor 8-like. The transcript is spliced from 3 exons. Lineage: Eukaryota; Metazoa; Arthropoda; Insecta; Diptera; Culicidae. Gene Ontology annotation, biological process: SMAD protein signal transduction. Gene Ontology annotation, molecular function: cytokine activity; growth factor activity. The record is from RefSeq and is a predicted model, not a curated record. Gene Ontology annotation, cellular component: extracellular region. Bases 1 to 477 code for a protein of 158 amino acids.
AUGACCGUGAAAUUAGACACUGUCAGACAAUCCAUAUCCGUCAACGAUCAAUCAAGCUCACAGUCUUCCUUCGUCGCUUAUUUUAAUUUCGAUGCUUCGCAGACUCCCUACAUAGAAAUUGAGUUCCGCGACGCACCCAAGAAGCGCAUCAAGCGGAAUCUGUCGCUGGACUGCGACGAAAAUGAUAACGAAACGCGCUGCUGCCGAUACCCGCUAACGGUGGACUUUGACAAGUUCGGCUGGGAAUGGAUCAUCGCCCCGAAGCGCUACGAGGCGUCCUACUGUGCCGGCGAGUGUAUGCUGAGCUUUCUGCCCAAGUACGAGCAUACGCACGUGAUGCAACUGAGCACAUCGGCCAUUCCCUGCUGUUCACCAAAGAAGAUGAGUCCCAUCAAGUUGCUCUAUUUCGAUUUGAGCUACCGUGUGAUCUACAGUACCAUACCGAACAUGAUUGUGGAGAAGUGCAGCUGUUCCUAGAGCCCCUGCCUAAUUCUUCUCGGGGCAGUAGCAGUAAAUACGUAAAAUUUAAGAAUAACAUAUUAUGAGUCUGAUUCGGGAUCUUCUAUUGGAAUUUAAAAAAAAUUAAGCGCAAUCGUAUAUCGAAGCUAAGAAAACGUAUUCUCUCUAACGGCGGGUGAUAAACGAAAUUUACCAACCAGUGGCAUUUAGGCUUACUCGACUUAAAACUAAAUAUCUGAAUCACGCGUUUGUAUGACUUGUGUGGCAGUACUAACAUUUGACAGUGAACGUUGUGAUAGCCGACAAGCUAAAAUUCUUUGUGUGAACACUUUUUUUUAACUAUAGAGGAAAUGCUUUGGGUUUCCGCGAUCCAAAGCUUAGCUGAAAAGGGAGCACAAAAAAUACAAAACAAUUAUACCUAACUCUAUUGAAACCCACUUUCAUCGUUAGUGCACAUUUUGGAGAAGAGAAAACCUUUGGAAUUUUGUGUGUUCGAAAUUGUACAUAACGAGCAGGGAGGAGAAAUAAAAACAGAAGCACCAUUAAUAUACCAUGCAAUCACAAAUUUACUAGCCCGUAAGCGUAGCUGUCGUUCAUAAUAAAGUUCAAAAGAAAAAUUUA